Messenger RNA from Acanthopagrus latus (yellowfin seabream), 1456 nucleotides. RefSeq lists its product as uncharacterized. The record is from RefSeq and is a predicted model, not a curated record. Gene Ontology annotation, cellular component: membrane; cytoplasm. The transcript is spliced from 6 exons. NCBI's taxonomy places the organism in Eukaryota, Metazoa, Chordata, Actinopteri, Spariformes, Sparidae. The coding region runs from base 346 to 894 and encodes 182 amino acids.
CACCACAUGUGCUUUUGACUGGAGAGCUGCACGGCUAACUUCCUGCUGUGGUCUCAACUGCAACACUUCAGCAAAUGAGAAAAAUCUGCGAUCUUUGCUGUAUGUGUGGCUUCUUUAACAUUCCUCACAGGUGGUGUUUUCUCAGAUUCCUCUCGAGCCGGCUGAUAAAGGUCUUAUCACACGUUCACAGAACUUUGACCUGGGGAGAAGAAAACCUCCCUCGCUUGCAGAGCCGUCUGAGCUGCUCCUCACCCAACAGAACCAAUCAGGAAAGAGCUGGUGUCUUGUUGAUUUUUGGAAAUUGAAGGAGAGGGUGAGAAGAGCUUCACUAAAAGAUUUCUCACCAUGAACCGGGCCUGGGCUGCGUUCAAGGCUCAUCCGUACAUCAGUAACGUCCUGGGAUACACAACGCUGUUCGCCUCUGCUGACCUCAUACAGCAGAGUGUGCUGGGAGGGAAACACACUGCAGGAUCCGAGGACCCAGCUGGCAUCGACUGGUGUCAGACUGCACGAGUGGCGACUGUCGGCUUCUGCUUCCAUGCCAACUUCAACUACCACUGGCUCAGGUGGCUGGAGAGGAUGCUGCCGGGAGGUGGAGUAAAGGCAGUGACAGGGAAGGUUGUGGUGGAUCAACUGAUUGCAGCUCCACUCACCAUCAGUGCCUUUUAUAUUGGUUUAAGUUUACUAGAAAACAAAGAUGACCCACUUGAGGACUGGCGACAGAAAUUCUGGACAUCUUACAAGACUGGAGUGGUGUAUUGGUCCACAAUGCAGGCAGUGAACUUUGCCCUGGUCCCCCCUGUGGCUCGGACAGUGUUUCUGGGAGGAAUCGCACUGACGUUCACAAUCUACCUUUGUCACCUCAGACAGCAGCAGGACCAGAAACUCGAAUAAACUUAAGAUCUUUGGCUUCAUGAUGCAAGUUUUUGGACUAAUCAGUUUCUUUCUUUUCUUCUGCUUUUAUAUUGAUUGUUUGUUUUUGUUUUUGUUUUUCAUUAAAGAUGAAUUACAAGGGACUAAACAGCGAUGUACUACAAAUACAUUGUGACAAUGACUACUGUUAUUUUGUUUACAACUCACAAUGACAACAGUUGAGGCUGAUUUUUAAGGGCAGAGUUCGUUUGCAGAGUCAAUACAUUUACUGAGGAAAUAAGGGAGAAUCACACAAGACUGACAAACUGAAUUGUAUUGAAUUGUAUUGAAUAAUACAACUCUGCAUGAGUUCACUCCUGCUGAUGACGGUGGUGUUACAACCGUGACCUCAGAGAACAAUGGUUCUGCAACACUGUGUUGUUGCAUCAAAUACUGGAAUAACUGUUGAAGUUGUUUUUUUAGUUAAUAAAAGUAAAAGGCUUUUUUGUCUGUUUUUUUCUGGGUCUGUACAUUUCAUUUGUUUGUUCGUUCAAAAUAUAUAAUCAUGUAAAUAACUCCUUUUAUUAAAUACAAAUGACCGUUG